This is a messenger RNA of Drechmeria coniospora, 1014 nucleotides long. Its product is annotated as GTP-binding protein EsdC. NCBI's taxonomy places the organism in Eukaryota, Fungi, Ascomycota, Sordariomycetes, Hypocreales, Ophiocordycipitaceae. The transcript has a single exon. The record is from RefSeq and is a predicted model, not a curated record. The coding region runs from base 1 to 1014 and encodes 337 amino acids.
AUGUCUGCUGUCCAGCUCUCCUUUUCCCUCCGAGUUUCCUCGACUGUCAAGGCCGUCCACCUCCUCGGCUCCUGGGACAACUACGUCGGCCAGCUCCCGCUCUCCAAGGACAGGAAAGCGUCCAAAUCUGGCUCGUGGAAGGGCACCUUUCGAUUUCAGAACUCGACGCUCUCGGCCGGCCAACGAUACUGGUACUACUACAUCAUCGACGGCUACCACGUUGCUCACGACCCCAGCAUCAAAUCCACCACGGAGCCCACUACCGGCCGCGAGUUGAACAUUCUCGACGUUCCUUCCGAUAGGCACCACACUUCUUCGUCAUCGUCUCGCAAGUCCUCUUCAUCGUCUUCGUCUUCCAAAUCGUCGUCGUCACACAAGUCCACUUCCAAGGCGUCGUCGUCGUCGAAGGCGUCAUCGCACAAGUCCAACCGCAAGAGCUCGUCGUCGUCGUCGUCGUCGGCUUCGUCCUCUUCAAGACAGCACUCCCCCUUCAAGGAUCACCACCUACCACCGUGGAACCGAGCUGAGCUGUCUGUCGACAUCCCCAAGGGCCGUCCGCUCUCCGUCUCACGAAUCCAGGCACCCAAGCCCAUGACUCCCCAUGUGACGAAGCACAUUCUCGACUGUGACUACUACGACAGCGACGCUCUCGCGGAGCUCACAGCUCGUUUCGGUAACGCCGCCCUCGACGAUGAGGAUCUCAUUACCAACUUGGGCUAUUCACCCGUCUCAACCACUGGUUCCUCCUUGUCCUACCGCUCCGGCAGCUCGUCUCCCAACUCGCCGCUCUCGGGCUACAGCACGCCCAACUCCGACAGCAGCGCUUGCACCUGCGAGCGCUACGGCAUCACCCGUAAAGGGGAGCGUGUUAGGCUCGACUGCGGCGGCUCGUUCUGUGGCUAUGAGGAUGACGGUUCGUCGUGCUCGAGCGGUAGUGGCGAAGACGAGUACGGACCUCAGCAGAGGUACUCGCGCACCACCUCGUCGCGCCGCAACGGCAUCCAUGUCUGUUGA